AUGGCCAAUCAGUUCUCAGUGGAUCCUGCACGUGACGACUAUGUCUCUGGCAAGUGCUUGCUCACAAUGCAGCACGUCUCUCUAAAGCGCUUUGUCCUUGCUACAAUCACACAAAGCUGGAAAGCUGCUCACAAGCAUAUGCCCGCCUCGAUUAGUCUCUUUCUGUUCUUCUGGAAGGCAUGCAUGGAACACGGGAGCCCAGGCGCAUGCGGCGUCCCGUCUCCAGCUCUCAUUGCACCACCUCGAUACAAAGUCGGAAUGACUGCGUUGUGUCACAGACUGAGCCAGUGA
Molecule: messenger RNA, 291 nt
Organism: Parastagonospora nodorum SN15
Lineage: Eukaryota; Fungi; Ascomycota; Dothideomycetes; Pleosporales; Phaeosphaeriaceae
Exons: 2
Coding region: 1-291 (96 amino acids)
Source: RefSeq, a predicted model, not a curated record